CCUUCGUCGUCCUCCUCCUCCUCCUCCUCCUCCUUGCUCCUGCUCCUCCCUCCUGCCUCGUCUCCUCUCAGCUCACAGGAUGGAGGUGCGUCGCCUCCUGCGAGGAGCUCUGGCGUCUCUCGGUCGUCGCCUGGACUCUCUGGAGAGGAGGAGCAGGAAGAGGAGGAGGAGGAAGAGUAGGCGGAGAGGAGGAGAAGAAGAAGCAGCCUGCUCAGGUGCUCCUCUGACUCCUCCCCCCCUCCCAGGUCUGGCUGCUCUCCCCUGCAGCUCCGCCUCCUCCAGUAGCCCCGCCCCCCUCCCACCUGUCACCUCCUCCUCUUCGUCAUUAUCUUCAUCAGACAGCGAGGGGUCCACGGCUCCUCUGGCCUCCAGUUUCAGCCAAUCAGAGCAGAGGAGGAGGCAGAGGAGCAGGGGAGAGGAGGAGGAGGGUGGAAGGGGGAGGAAGAGGAGGAGGAAGAACCACGAAGGAAGAGGAGGAGCAUUUAGUGUGUUCCCAGUAAACGCAGAAGAAGAAGAGGAAGAGGAGCAUGCUGGGAGAUUUGUGGGCCGGAUGGCGGUCUCCUUCAGAGGAGGCGGAGCCGAGGAGGAGGCGCCGCUCACUCUGUACAACUUCAACCACAGGAAGCACAGAAGAAGAGAGGAGGGAGACAGCGGCCAAUCAGAGAAGGCCGUCAGUGUGGUGGUCAGGCAGAACGGUUACAGAGCAGCACAGCUGCUGCACAGCAUCUCCAGCUCCUCUUCCCAGCAUGCCUUGCAUCUCCUCCAGAAGGGUCAGACCUUCAGCCAAUCAGAUGUCCUCUCAGUCUCCUCCAGCCAAUGGCGUUUCUCAGACUUCACCCCUCCCUUCUCCCUCUCCUCCAAUCACAGUGCUUUCCGCCUGUGGCUGUCUGCCUCUUCUUUUAGCCCCGCCCCCACCAUGCUGCAUCUGUCAGCGGUUGCCGUGGAAACACUGGCGUCAGUGAGGGGUGGAGCUUGUGGGAGUCCCCUGCGGCCCCUGAAGGACUGGACGGCCCCGCCCAGUCUGAGCUCUGAUCACUGUUAUAUGCGGUCGCCGACGCCGAGCCCAACUUCCUCUGCCCGGCGACAGCAGAAGCAGCGGGCCAAUCACAGCGCUCGGAGCCUCCGCCUCCCUCGACGACGGUCUCUGCCCCUCCCCCCAUGUCCAGCCAAUGGACUGUCUGUUUCGGUCACAGCCAGCCAAUCAGCAGCCAGCUCCAAGUAUCUCAGCACAAAUGGAGAGAGAGGUAAACGAGUGUCACAGAUUCGAAUCCGCCGGGCGUCGCCGCGGGAAACGCCGCUCACUCCAAUGGGACUGCCAAAGGUCAAAAGGUUGAAGAAGAAAGAGUUCAGUCUGGAGGAGAUCUACACCAACAAGAACUACAAAUCCCCCACCACCAACAGGAGUCUGGAGACGAUCUUCGAGGAGCCACGGGAGAAGGAUGGAGCGCUGCUCCUGAUUGGCCAGCAGAGGAGGCGCAGGCUCCUCCUCUUCCCUGACUUCACUCAGCCCAGGAAGAGGAAGAGGCCGCAAGGGGUGGGACUUCCUGUUGCCAUGGUGCCCAAGAAGCGGGCGGCGGCCCGGCGACAUUAUCAUGGCAGCGCCGGCGAUGACGAGGCGGACCUGGAUGUGAUGCUGGUGGAGCGACUGAGCGCGCUCGAAGACUUCCUGACACGACAGGGCCUGGAUGUGUGAACUGUGACAUCACUUCCUGUCAGCUGACUAAAGGCCAAAUACACAGAGCUGCUAGCACGCCCGUUACUGCUGCGUUACCAUGGUAACACCAUCAGCUGUAGCACACUGCUACUUCUGUGUUACCGUGGUAACACCAUCAGCUGGGUGGUCGGAUGUAGCGGGUGGUUUUGUUUUCUUUGCAGUGUACUUGAUGUUGUUUUUUUAGUUUAAUUUUUUACAGUGUAGACUGUUCAAAAUGUGAAAUAUUUAAUAUUUUAACAGCUGACCUUUGACCCCUGCACACCAGGAGGCCACGCCCCCAACAGGACACAACUUUAUUUUACUUCUCGUUUAGUCAAAUUAAAAAUGUGAAUCCCCC
Thunnus maccoyii (southern bluefin tuna) is the source of this 2051-nucleotide messenger RNA. RefSeq lists its product as uncharacterized. NCBI's taxonomy places the organism in Eukaryota, Metazoa, Chordata, Actinopteri, Scombriformes, Scombridae. Bases 80 to 1693 code for a protein of 537 amino acids. The record is from RefSeq and is a predicted model, not a curated record. The transcript is spliced from 9 exons.